AUGAAGCUAAUCACCGAACUCACCAUCCCAGCUUCCUGCUUCCUCACUUUCCUCAUCCUCGCCUCCACCGCCACGUGGCGGCUACUCCGGCGAAGGAACGACGCCGGCGUAGCCAAUCCGAACCUGCCGCCAGGCCCGUGGAAGAUUCCGAUCAUCGGCAACAUGCACCAGCUCCUCCACACGCUCCCCCACCGCCGCCUCCGCGACCUCGCCGCCGUUCACGGCCCCCUGAUGCACCUCCAGCUCGGCGAGGUCCAAACCCUCGUCGUCUCGUCCGCCGGCGCCGCCAGGCACGUGGUCAAAACCCACGACGUCAACUUCGCCAACCGCCCUUUCCUCCUCGCCGCCAAAAUCGUGGGGUACGGCUUCACCGACGUCGUCUUCUCCCCCUACGGUGAGUACUGGCGGCAGCUCAGGCGGAUCUGCACCCUGGAGCUCCUCAGCUCGAAGCGGGUCGGGUCGUACCGGCCCAUCAGGGAGGAGGAGAGCGCGGAGAUGGUCCGGUCCAUAACCUCCACGGCCCAUGGGCCCAGCCCAGUUGUCAAUCUCAGCCGCAUGAUCAGUUCCCUGACCAAUGCCGUCACCGCGAGGGCCGCGUUCGGGGAGAAAUUACAGAGGGAUGAAAUGGAAGAGUUCUUGAAAGUGGUUAAGGAAAAUGUGGAGGCUGCGGGAGGGUUCAGCCUGCCGGAUCUGUUCCCGUCGGCUAAGUGGGUCCACGCGUUCAGUGGGUUGGAGUCUAAGCUGCUCAAAAUUCGAGGGAAACUCGAUAGAGUAAUCGAUAAGAUUUUAGUCGACCACCGAGCUCGGAGGAGCAGAAGGAGUAGUGCUGAUCAAGGAGAUGAUGAUGUUGAUCUUCAACAACAAGAUCUUGUGGAUGUUCUGUUGACGGCUCAGGAAGAAGGGCAGGAUAUCUUCGCAGCUGGAACUGAUACUUCCUCUGGAGUUGUAGAAUGGGUGAUGUCGGAAUUGCUGAGGGAUCCAAGAGUUUUGAGCAAAGCACAAACUGAAGUAAGACAGAUUUUUGAAAAAAUAGGCUUCGUUAAAGAAGAAGGUCUAGGCGAACUGAAAUACUUGAAAUUGGUCAUAAAAGAAGCCAUGAGAUUGCACCCACCUAUCCCGAUGUUGGUUCCAAGACAAAACUCGGAAUAUUGCAAGAUCGAUGGUUACGAUAUCCCGCGCAAUACCAAGGUCAUCAUCAAUGCCUGGGCUAUUGGAAGAGAUCCCAAAUAUUGGACCGACCCCGAUCUGUUCAUUCCCGAGAGAUUCUUGAAUUCCGCGGUGGACUAUCACGGUACCAGCCUUGAGUUCAUCCCGUUUGGUGCGGGAAGAAGGAUGUGUCCCGGUAUAGCAUUCGGGAUAGCCAAUGUGGAACUCCCCCUGGCUAGUUUGCUAUACCACUUUGACUGGAGGUCGCACGAUGGGAAGCCAUUGGAAAGCUUGGAUAUGUCUGAACGUUUUGGUGCAACGGUGAAGAGGAAAUACGAUCUCUGCUUAAUUCCUAUUCCUUACCCAUCUGGCAUCGACGAAUAG
Linum tenue is the source of this 1530-nucleotide messenger RNA. NCBI's taxonomy places the organism in Eukaryota, Viridiplantae, Streptophyta, Magnoliopsida, Malpighiales, Linaceae. The record is from the annotation of a GenBank genome assembly.